GUAUGCUUCGACCGGCCAACUCAUGCUGCGACUCCAUCAACUUUCGGCGUGUACGCUCGCUCGUAAGAGGGAUUGUGUCAAUUGCAUCCCCGCUGGUUCGGAUCUGUCGCGAACAUUACGGGACUGACGUGCAGUACGUACGUGGGUACUUCGGACCGUGAUGGUGUCGGGGGCCACCGGAAGGUCACCGUCGACGUCAGUCGGAGCGACCUGUGGGCAAGGCGGCAGCUGCAGCCCUCUACGCUCGACGACCUCUACUGCACCGUCCAGCAGAACACACCAAGCGUUGUGCAGAUACCCGCCAGCGACCAGAAUAUGCCGUCUACCUGGGAGAACGCCCGGGUCUCCGGAGCCAUGCUUCUCCGCGGAGGACUCGCGCUUUCGCCGAUCAUAGCUGCCUACCAGGGCACCUCGUUGAUUCCUCCUGGUUCUCCAAGUAUCGCGACCCAGGGCAUCCUAGCGGGCCUCGCCGCCUCCAGCCUGCCCGCUUUCUUCUAUGUCGUGCCGAUGGUCUUCGGCUCCAGGCCAUGCCCAUCUCAGUCGCCUUUGUUCCUGCCUGUGACGACCUUCGUCGUCACUACGGAUGUCUUCUCCUGGGUCGCAGCGCUCGUGCUCGCUCGGCAGCGCAGGACCGGGCGCAGCGACUGGCUUCUGGACACGAUGGCGAAGCUGCAGCUGACGUCUUCGGUGUUGCUUGGGAUCGGGAGCGUCAUUCGAAAGUACCUGAAGGUGGGUCAGAUUGAUCCCAGCCUGGCAUGGACCGAUAAGGUGGAAUGGCAGCUUCUUGGGACGACCCUCUUCCAUAUCGCUGGAGCGACUGCCGUCUUGACCAGACGUCGCUGGGAAUACAAGCAAUGAUCUUUGCGUCGGCGUUUGUCCUCUCGAACAACUGUUACGUUGUAUCCGUUAUGAUAUGUAUCAUACUAUACCUUUGUGUGUCAGCCGUUACUCAGAAGUGCACUGUAUAUGCUGCGAUAUUGCAUUCGUCUUGCUUUGGACACUGGUUUCGGCUCUUACUCGAUUAUCGUAACUCAGCAGCCUGAGUGCUCCGCCGUGUCAUCGAGCUCUCGUCCAGUCGAGGCAUAUCCCCGUGGUGGAUAAUAUGACUAGCUUUGAAUGAGAUGACUAUGUAUCGACAUUCGACCAACGGAAGCAUUUCGAUAGCUGGCCUAGACGGCACCAGACACGGACGAACAGAGACUCUGAGAGAGCGUUUGUUUGUUUCUAAGGCUCUUGGCAAACACCGCGCCCAAAUCCGGACACUGCACGUGGCAAGCGCCGUUUCUCCCGGG
This is a messenger RNA of Fomitopsis serialis, 1292 nucleotides long. RefSeq lists its product as uncharacterized. The transcript is spliced from 3 exons. The record is from RefSeq and is a predicted model, not a curated record. The coding region runs from base 316 to 858 and encodes 180 amino acids. Lineage: Eukaryota; Fungi; Basidiomycota; Agaricomycetes; Polyporales; Fomitopsidaceae.